Messenger RNA from Momordica charantia (bitter melon), 2212 nucleotides. RefSeq names its product tetratricopeptide repeat (TPR)-containing protein. Gene Ontology annotation, molecular function: protein binding. The record is from RefSeq and is a predicted model, not a curated record. Lineage: Eukaryota; Viridiplantae; Streptophyta; Magnoliopsida; Cucurbitales; Cucurbitaceae.
GCAGUUAGUUUCCGGAACCAAACAGCAGCUAAGAUAUCCGCGGAACCAAACAAGGGUCUUCUUCUCUCACCUUUUUUCUACUUCUUUCCGCGUCCACAGUCGCAGCACAAGAAACUCUUCGAUUACAGAAAGCUCCAGCUGCUCCCAAUGCCUCUCAAGACUGAACAUGGAGUAUCCGACAGCUCCCUCGGUGACAACUCCAAGACGGCCCAUCCUUCUAAAGUCGUCGUUCUUGCUGACCUCAACGUUGAUCCUCCAGAAAUGGACGACGACACUUCCCUCCACGUUUCAGCUUCCACUAUCUCUAGGUUAUCUAUGGAUGAAAGCAAUCAAGACAAAACUGUGGCAAGUUGCAAGGAUACCAGUACAGUGGAAGUAGAAGGUAGACGUGUAAGCAAAAUAGCAAAGUGCCGUUCAAGAAAUAAUAAGGUAGAGUACUCUCUUGAUUCUGUAGUUGACGCAGAUGGUGACCAACAUGGUCAAGGUGUUUCAACUUCUCGUGAAGAAAAAGUCAGCAGCCUUAAAACUGGUUUAGUUCAUGUGGCAAGAAAGAUGCCAAAAAAUGCUCACGCUCAUUUCAUUCUUGGUCUAAUGUACCAGAGGUUGGGCCAGCCACAAAAGGCCGUUUUAGCAUAUGAAAAGGCAGAGGAGAUCUUACUCCAAAGUGAUGUUGAGAUUCACCGGCCAGAGUUGCUCUCAUUGGUUCAACUUCAUCAUGCACAGUGUCUCCUUCUAGAAAGUGCAGGGGACAAUAGUUCUGACAAAGAACUUGAACAGGAGGAGCUUGAUGAGGUUUUUUCUAAACUUAAGCAUUCAAUGCAAUCUGAUAUUAGACAGGCAGCUGUGUGGAAUACCCUUGGCUUGAUACUUCUUACUAGUGGUCGAGUAAAGAGUGCCAUUUCAGUGUUGUCAUCCUUGUUGGCCAUUGUUCCUGACCACUAUGAUUGCCUUGGAAAUCUUGGAAUUGCUUAUCUUCAAAGUGGAGACAUGGAACUAUCAGAAAAAUGUUUUCAAGAAUUGAUCCUGAAAGAUCAAAAUCAUCCUGCCGCUCUCAUCAACUACGCUGCUCUUCUCUUGUGCAAGUACGGCUCUACUGUUGUAGGUGCUGGAGCAAAUUCUGGUGAAACUGGUGCUGGUGAAAAGGUCGUAGGUAUCAAUGUUGCGAAGGAGUGUUUACUUGCGGCUCUAAAUGUAGAUCCAAAAGCAGCCCAUGCUUGGGGAAAUCUUGCUAAUGCAUAUUUUGUGACUGGGGAUCACAGAAGUUCUGCCAAGUGCUUGGAGAAGGGAGCAAAACUGGAGCCAAAUUGCAUGUCUAUGAGAUAUGCUGUUGCUAUGUUCCGACUUAAGGAUGCGGAAAGGUCUCAAGAUCGUAAUGAGCAGCUCUCUUGGGCUGGAAAUGAAAUGGCCUCUAUUAUUAGAGAUGGAGAUGGCUCAACAAUCGAUCUUCCUGUAGCAUGGGCAGGACUUUCCAUGGUUCACAAGGCUCAACAUGAAAUUGCUGCAGGAUUCCGUACACAUCACGGUGAACUGAAUGAAGUGGGGGAACAUGCAACCUACAGUUUAAAUCAGGCAAUAGCUGAGGAUCCAGAUGAUGCUGUUCAGUGGCAUCAAUUCGGCCUCCACAACCUUUGUACGCGAGAAUUUAAAACAUCACAAAGAUACCUCAAAGCUGCAAUUGCCCGCUUAAGAAAAUGUAGCUACGCAUGGUCAAACCUAGGUAUCUCAUUGCAGCUCACUGACAACCCGACGCAGGCCGAAGAAGUAUACAAGAAAGCUUUGUCAUUGGUGGGCACAGAACAAGCGCAUACGGUAUUUUGUAACCUUGGAAACCUAUAUCGACAACAAAAGCAGUACGAACGAGCCAAAGCUAUGUUAUCAAAGUCCCUAGAACUGCAACCUGGUUAUGCACCUGCAUUUAACAAUCUAGGAUUGGUUUUUAUUGCUGAGGGCCAAUGGGAGGAGGCUAAAUAUUCUUUUGAGAAAGCCCUUGAGGCCGAUCCAUUACUCGACGCAGCCAAGUCGAACAUGAUUAAAACAGUCGCUGUUUCUCGAUUAUGUAAUGGCUUAUCGUCCUGUCAUGUUAAAGAUUGAUACCUCUGCUAUGUGCUAUCGGCUGCAUCCUCAUAUUUUGAGUUUGGGAUGUAAAGAUUUUAUAAUUUUUCUUGCAAGGAAAGGUAUAGCAGCAUUUACCUCAACGGCGAUGCUUCACGUA